CAAUGCUCUCAUUGCGUUGAAAUGAACUGACGUCACUACAUGUCUACUGUUCCUCUGAUGCUUUUUCUUCACAAUCGAAAAGAAAGAAGUUAUAUUUAGACAUAACAAAAUGACUAUUUACUGCGUUAUUGUGAUAUAAUGAAAAGCUUUUGUUAAUUUUAUAAAAUUUCAACAUGUGUUGUCUUUAAGUUUUCCCACGAUUGAAAAAUAGUAGAUACGUCUCAGUAUUGCGAUCCUUUUAAAUCCUACUUUCAGAUUUGUUGAUACAUUAUUAUUCUGCUAAUUAGUGAAUAAUAUCCGCAAAGUUCAAGUGGGUUCUGAACGUAAGCUAUUGGACAAAAAUUUAAGCUAAUGGGUGUCUAUUUUUUAUAAUAAAGAAAAAAUGACUGACUUGGACACUACUGUGAUUCCACGAGCUCGAUCAUUCGGUAAUGACCUGAUAUACGAGUGGAGCAAAAAGUUUGAAUCUAAAACAUUAUGUAGCUUAGACUUUAAACAGCACUGGGCCAAAAAAGUGCCCAUUAUCUAUAGCCACUCUCCAGAUGAAGAAAUAGUUGAUUCUCAAGAAGUUUUAAGAAAAUCAGCCCUUGAGGAAGAAGAACUCUUUGGACCUCUUGAACAAUUCAUUUGUGGUGAUGAAAAUGUUUCUUCAGUUUUUGAACAGCUGAAACUGUUGAAUGACACUCCAUCUCUGUGCGGUAAAGUUUUUAAGUCUGGGGAGCCAACUUAUUCAUGCAGAGAGUGUGGAUUGGACCCCACCUGUGUUCUAUGCAUAGUGUGCUUUAAAAAUAGUGAACAUAGAAAUCAUCGGUAUAAAAUGAGCACCAGUGGAGGUGGUGGUCUUUGUGACUGUGGAGAUGAAGAAGCCUGGAAAUAUUAUAGUUACUGUAAUUUCCACCAUGCAAAAUCUCAGCCCGAAGGUGCCAGUCCACUGGAUAAGUUGCCUGCUGAUUUAGUUGAAAGAUUAAGAUUUGUUUUAAGUGUUGUCCUAAACUAUUGCCAUACUAUGCUAACAUGGGAGCAUGCUAUUAAUUUACCUGUAGAUCUCCAGGAUCCUAGUCACCAAGCACAAGACUCUGAAGUGCCAGAUACAUAUUGCACUGUUCUUUUUAAUGAUGAAACACACACAUAUGAACAGGUUAUUGAGACCUUAGUAAAGGCAAUCAGUUGCACUAAAAAAGAAGCAAUAGACUAUGCAACCACCAUUGAUCGUGAAGGUCGAAGUAUUGUUAGAUGUUCAUCAUUUACUAAUUGUAAUUCAGUCAGGCAUUUUAUUGAGAGAGUCACUUCAAGAACUGGUAGUAAACUCAAAGUAUUAGUUAUCCACACUGAAGUUAUUGCACAUCAAGCAUUUGCUAUAAAGUUGCUGACAUGGCUGCAGAAAAUAUUGUCCUUGAACAGAGGUUUUUCCCAUGUAUUUACUAAUGGAAUAAUGGAAGAUGGAUUAUUGGAAAAUAUAAUGCUUGUUGAUACUCAGUUGUGGAAAAAUGCUAGAAAUCAGUGGCAUCAGCUAUUUAUAACAGGAAUGUUGAUGGACUUAACCUGCAAGAAAGCUUUUGCAAAAAGUUUUGUUUCCGUGUAUCCAACAAUUUUACAAGAGUUUAUUUCUGAUGAUCAUGAUCACUCUAUAUCAGUGUCUUCCUUAUCAGUUCAAAUAUUUACAGUACCCACAUUAGCUCAUUCUUUAAUUCAAGAAGAAAAUGCUAUAUCUGUUGUUCUAAAAGCAUUUCUGUUAGAGUGCGAGAAGAGACAUGUCAAUGGACAGGGUAAACUUCAUUUCCAACGAAACCUCAACAACAGCAAUUUCAGGAGAGCUCAAUAUAUGCUCCAUGAUCUUGGAUAUUUAGUGUCUGUACCACCACCUCAAUGGAAUGACCAGUUACGUAAGAACUUCAUAAACGGAAUGCAUGCUUUUUUCAAACUAUUGGAAAUGAUGCAAGACAUGGACGCUGUUGUCCGCCAAGUUGGACAACAUGUUGAGUUUGAGGCAGAGUGGGAAACUGGAAUUAAUCUUCAACUUAAAAUUGCCUCUAUUGUUACAGCAUUGUUAAGAUGGUGCACCUCAGAUUACUCUGUGUUUGUAAAAACAAUUAGAGCUAAUAUUAAACACUUUGAAACGUCACAACCCAAACCUGUUUUCAUUGGAGUAGAAUUAGCAAACCAUUCUGCUUCCUGCAUUGAAUAUGAUGUUUCUUCUAAUGCUGUUUCUAUCCAUUUACCUUUAGUUCGAUAUUUAGCUGGACUUCUGUUGCAUUUGGAUCAAUAUAACCUCUCCUAUGAAGGGCCGCAGUUUCUGAUGGAAGGAGUGGAGCGUUGUAGUCCAGAGCAAUUAAUGGAACUUCCUCUAAGGACUUUAGUUAUGCUUGCUCAGUUCCGUGCUGGGAUGUGGAGGAGAAAUGGAUAUUCCCUUUUAAAUCAAGUAUAUUUUUAUCAUAAUGUGAGAUUGAGGGAAGAAAUGUAUGAUCGAGAUGUGCUCAUGCUUCAAAUUGUGGCAUCCAUGAUUGAAAGCAAUGAAUUUCUUAUACAUCUAGUUUAUAAAUAUGGAUUGCUGAACUGGGCAUCCGAAAUGUAUGAUGGCACAAGUCGCAAACCUGAGGAAGAUAAUAUUCGACAAGUUUUGACAGUUGCAGAAGAGUUCUUAAGUCUGGUUCUGAUUAUUGUUUCCGAACGCUUUACUCCCAAUCUCGGCAAAAUAUCGGAAUCCGAAAAAAUAAAGAAGGAAAUAAUACAACUUCUUUGUAUAGAACCUAUGCCUCACAGUCAGCUGUACAAAUUGCUCCCUAGAGACCCCACUCACGAUGUUAGCUUCGAAACUGUCAUUAAUGAAGUUGCCACUUUUAAAAUGCCACAAGGGUCUGGAGUGGGAAAAUAUGAGCUGAAACCUGAUUACUUUAAAUGUUUCAACCCCUUCUACUAUCAUUACACCAGAGAAGAACAAUCUAAGGCUGAAGAAGUUCAGGUGAAAAGGAAAAAGCAGCUGUGUGAAGAAAUAUGCUGUCCACCACCUGUUCCACCUGAAUUUCACCCACGUUUUGCUAUAAUAUCCAAUAUACUUCAAUGUGAUGUUAUGUUGCACAUGAUGGAAUUAGUGUUGAAAAGGACUUUGAACUUACAUUCUGCUGCAUUUUCUGAAACACAGUUAGAAAAAGUACUUCAUCUCAUUGGGGUUGCUCUUCACGAAGAAGAACGUGUGACAAAGUUAGAUUCUGAGAAUUCUUUCUUUUGUUUCACUUCCAAGGCUAACAAACGAAGUUUCGUAAGCCUACUAGAAGAGUGUUCCAAAUGUCCUCGAAUAGAUAUAUGUGGAGAAUCUUUAAAAGAUCUCUUGGCGUGGGUUAUCACCAAAUUUAAGUAUGUUGAAAGCCUUCAUAUUCAAAACAACGAUAAAGCAAAUGAGCUUGAAAUGGCUGAAGCAUCUGCCAGUACUAGUAAAAAUACUGCUCGUGAUAGGAAACGCAAGACUGAAAUGGCUGCUGCUAGGAGAACUCGUAUUAUGGCUCAAAUGUCUGCUAUGCAGAAAAACUUCAUAAAAGAACAUGCUGAUAUGUUCAAAGAAACUUUACUCGAGGACUCUAAUUUAUCAAAGUCUGAAAUGGAUAUUUAUAAUGAGCUAUCAGAAGAUCCUGUAUGCUUUUACAAAGAUUCCAGGUGGAGAUCUUCUGCUUCAGGUGUAUAUACUUGUAUUUUAUGUAGAGAGGAUCAAGAACUCACUUGUGCUGGAAGGUCUUUAGUAUUAUCUGCAUUUGUUCAGAAAUCUUCAAUUUUGUCCAAGAAUCGCAAACAUAAAAUGAGAGAUCCUAGAAAUUAUGAUCCUCUGCUUCUGCCUGCUGAUUUAUUCUGGUCAGUGCACUCAAGUACUUGUGGUCAUGUGAUGCACAGUGAUUGCUGGCAAAAGUUCUUUGAUUCUGUGGUCCAAAAAGAACAGAGGCGUCCUGCUCGAUUUGGGCGGCAUACUAGUUUUGAUGUUGAAAAGAAAGAGUUCUUGUGUCCUUUAUGUGAACGUUUGAGCAAUACUGUUAUACCUCUCAUUCCACCUUUGUCUACAUUGAUCCCUUCAACAAUAACAACUGAAAAUAUUGAUAUAUCCAUGGAUGAGUGGCUGAGUGCUGUUAAAAAAGCUGCUGAAAGCUUUCAGCUUGAUAAGGAAGAAGAUAUGCCUAGUGAUGAAGAUUCAGCAAUGCAUUCAUCAUUUUCUUACAAAGCCUCUACAGUUGAUAAUGCUUUGAAAGGAGUUGGUGAACCUAAUCAUGAGAAAUUCAAGGUUUUGUUUUCCUUGUUUCAAGUAAACCCGGCAAAUGACUUAGCCCCAUCAUUUUCUCAAAAUUUAGUUGACAUGAUGAAAUUGUUUUCUGAAGCUAUUUAUACUGUUGGUUUAAAUGUGAAUAUUAAUACUGCUGAUGUCAGAAUACCUACUAUGUCAUGGGCAUCAUGUGCUUACACCAUUCAUGCCAUGGAAUGGCUCUUGCGCGAUAAGAAGAAAGCACUCUUUGGGGCACACUCUUCAAGAAAUGCCCUCUGUUUGGAUGGAAUAAUUCGAUUUUGUGGCGCUAGUUUGCGAAUAUUUGAUCACAAUGUUAUUCGAUCAAACUGCAUAAGAAUCCUGCGAUAUCUAGUCUUAGGCGAACAUUAUCUCUCAAGUCCGCAGUGUUCUUUAGACUUGGAUGCAUUUUCAGUUCUGCUAUUCCUCGUUCAUUCUAUGCCAAUACUUUUCGAAAAAGACAAUGCUGACAAAAGAACAGUUCUUCAUCCCCUUGGUACCACUCUUGAUAAGUACUUGUUGCAUUUGUUAUUAAUUUUUCACUUUGUGCAAGUGCUUUUAACGUACCCUUUUCACGAAGAAGAAAAGAUGGAAACUGAUUGUGGACCUGAUAGAAUACCAAGGCUUCAUGGAGAGAAUGUUACCGCUCUGCUUUUCUAUGAGGAAGUGAGGACAGCUGCUGGCUUUGACCAGUGGAUUCCUGCACCAUCUGGUCACACAAUAGUUCACUGCUUAAAGACGGGCUCUCUUCCAUUUCUGAGAUGUGCGGCAAUAUUCUUUCACGUUCUGACGGAUACUCCCCCUCCUAUGUCUCUUCAAGAAGUGAACGACAAGGAAUUUGAAAACAUAUGCACUUAUUUAGGUUUGCCACCCACUCUAGAUGAACUUUUAGCAUCAACUUCAUUGAAGCAUUUAGCAUUAAGUUGGGCUAGGCAUCCAAGAACAUUACAUCUGCUGAUGAAUACAGAGCAAUCAGAAACGCACAGUUUAGUGCGCCAUCCACUAUCAAUCAACCGAUUGAUUCCUCUCCCGCCUGAUUAUAGUGAUCUUAUCAAUAGUGUAUCUCACUUUACAUGUCCGAGCUCCGAAGGUGAUGACAGUAGAAAUCCCACAAUGUGCCUCGUAUGUGGAAAAGUUUUAUGCUCUCAAAGUUACUGCUGCCAAGUAGAGCUAAAUGGGGCUCUCGUUGGUUCUUGCACUGAUCAUGCUUUUAUCUGUGGAUCUGGUGUUGGUAUUUUUCUCAGAAUAAGAGAUUGCAAGAUUCUUCUGCUGUCUGAUAAGAAUAAAGGUUGUUUUGCUCCACCACCUUAUGUGGAUGAAUAUGGAGAAACAGAUCAAGGUCUUUUAAGAGGAAAUCCUCUUCAUUUAUGUCAAGAACGCUAUGAAGAGCUUCAUGAACUGUGGCUAAGCCAUAAUAUUCCAGAAAGAGUAUCUCACAGUAUGGAACAAUCAACAACUUUACCUAACUGGCAAUUACUGUGACAUGAUUCUAAUUAAAAAUAUAUAUAUAUAUAUAAACAUUUAUUUAUUAUUAUUUUCUGCCUUGUGAAAAGAUACACCCUUCAUUUGUUCAUUUUUAUUUGGAAAAAUUAUUUCCUUAAUUAUGAUUUUUUUAAAUAUAUAUUUUACACUGUUUUAUUUCCUUUUUUUUUUAUCUCCUGUUCGAUCUUUUCAUAAUUUAGGCUAUAGAAAUUUAAUAUAUUUAUUAAAACUGUUACUUAAAAAAAAGCAAAAUAUCUAGAUAAAAAUAUAUUUAUUUAGCUCUUCUAAAUGAAGCAGUAAUGACCUAGUUGCUUUUUGAGUUUGCAACCUGAGUGUUUUAAUGGACUGAAAAUGUUUUUAUUACUCUGAUGUACAGAAUCUACUACAGCACCUUUUUUUGCAUUAUUUUGUUGAUGUAUUUAGAUCUUAAUAAAAUGCAAUCAAAGGCUCAA
This is a messenger RNA of Parasteatoda tepidariorum (common house spider), 6192 nucleotides long. RefSeq names its product Ubr1 ubiquitin ligase (gene Ubr1). Gene Ontology annotation, molecular function: zinc ion binding; ubiquitin protein ligase activity. The record is from RefSeq and is a predicted model, not a curated record. Lineage: Eukaryota; Metazoa; Arthropoda; Arachnida; Araneae; Theridiidae. Gene Ontology annotation, biological process: ubiquitin-dependent protein catabolic process via the N-end rule pathway; protein ubiquitination. Gene Ontology annotation, cellular component: cytoplasm; ubiquitin ligase complex.